AUGCGUAUCGGCCUGCGGCAUUUCCCUUACAAGACCAAUGAUAUGGAAUCAUAUCGCUAUGGUGGCGAUUUGGGAUCUCAGAAACUGAGAGACGCCUUGUUGCAGUGUCCCUCUAGCCAGGCUCGACAGGAUCGCUCGCACCGGACUUGGAAGCACGACUGGGUACGAUGUAAUCGUAUCUCACCCGCUGGUGGCCCGCUACGUAGCCGGAUUAAUAAACCGAGCUUAGAUUCUUGA
Messenger RNA from Penicillium manginii, 237 nucleotides. RefSeq lists its product as uncharacterized. The record is from RefSeq and is a predicted model, not a curated record. Bases 1 to 237 code for a protein of 78 amino acids. The transcript has 2 exons. Lineage: Eukaryota; Fungi; Ascomycota; Eurotiomycetes; Eurotiales; Aspergillaceae.